CAUAGCGUUUUCCGGGGUUCCUGCUCCGUGUCGGGCUCAUGACGCUUCCCCCACUGGACUGCCCGCCCGUAGUUUCAUCCCUGAUUGUCCGAAUGUCACCUGUUCUCUAGCUCCAGUGAUCCCUCCUCCUCUUACCCUCCUGCUUGAAGCUCUCCAUCUUUCUCCAGCACCAGACCAUUUCGGGCCACAUGUAACCUCUGUCUCUGCCAUCCAUGGGCCCCUGAGGCAGGAACCCAGUCUUCUCCCGUGUUCCCACGGUGAGAAGCAGGGCCCUGUGCCAGCAGGAGGCGGCCGGAGGUUGGGGUUGCCAUCCUCAGGGACCCCAGGAGACCCUCCCCAGAGCAGGAGCUGCUGAGGAGGGGCUAACAGGCCCCCACACCCCGCCCCUCCCGGGGCUCACUCUUCAAAGGGCCCAGUUCCCGGCAGCGCUGAAGGAAAGGCUGCGCCCUAGAGCGUCAUGGAGGCGCUGGUUCGAGUCCUGUGGGCUCUGCUGGUGUCUGCGGAGUUUGCUGGCGGCACAAAACAGCCAAGUGUGAACCUGAGCUGCUACCAGUGCUUCAAAGUCACCAAGGAGGCGUUGUGCACCCCCGCCGAGUGCUCGCCCACGGACCGGGUCUGCGUCUCGAAUGUGUUAUUCACGUAUUCAACAGAAGCAAAGGUGAAGAUGUUGCUCAGCAAACGUUGCGCCCCCAGGUGCCCCAACACCAACAUGAAGUAUGAGUGGUUGUCGGGAUCCCAGUUGUUCAACAGGAUCAUCAGGCAGUGCUGUGUCCCAAGUCUCUGCAACAGGGCGCCUGCCACAUGGCAGGGUCCCUGGGCCCAGCGACGGCGGCUCCUGCUCCCACUGGCCAUAGGCCUCCUCUGGGCCCUGCUGUGAGUACCUUCCUUCGUCCCUGCAGGCCCACCCUGUCCUCCCGCCUUCAGCCUCUGUCCUGCUUCCCUCUCUUUGGAGACACUGAGUGGGACAUUCCACCUCUGAGGUGGUAGGAAAGGUGCCAUGCCUCCACCCUGGACCUGGCCACCUCUCCUGUCCCUGGCAGGGGGCCUUUGCUCACAUGGCUCAGAGAAUUGAGCCCUGGUUCCACUUGGAGGAGAAUGAGCCUUUCCCAGUUUGGGGUCACAGCUCCCGUAUAAGGUUCCUUGCCCUGAACGGACUGUCCUGGACCUGGGAAGUGGCAGAAAGAGCCUGGGCAAGGCCACAGGGUGGCUCCAGCCCUGACUCUGGCUCUGACUUGCUCUGUGGCUUGGCCAGCCCCUGCUCCAUCCCUGCCACCUCUGUCCAUGGGGGCCUAGGUAGAUUCAUUUCGUGGGUGCCCCUGGUGCCUUGGGACCAUGACCUUCACUCCUUCCAGAGACAAUAAACUCACUGUUCAACCACACCCGUCCAGUUCCUUCCACCAUUUCCACGUGCCGUGCCCAGACCACAGCCCUGGGGCCCAGCUCUCAGCAGACCUAUGUGGUCCUGUGCCGUUCCUGACCGGAGUGGUCAGAUCUGGGGA
Molecule: messenger RNA, 1499 nt
Organism: Rhinolophus ferrumequinum (greater horseshoe bat)
Lineage: Eukaryota; Metazoa; Chordata; Mammalia; Chiroptera; Rhinolophidae
Gene: LY6L
Product: lymphocyte antigen 6 family member L
Exons: 5
Coding region: 458-877 (139 amino acids)
Cellular component (GO): plasma membrane
Source: RefSeq, a predicted model, not a curated record